Pseudozyma flocculosa PF-1 is the source of this 1770-nucleotide messenger RNA. RefSeq lists its product as uncharacterized. Lineage: Eukaryota; Fungi; Basidiomycota; Ustilaginomycetes; Ustilaginales; Ustilaginaceae. Gene Ontology annotation, molecular function: protein binding. Bases 1 to 1770 code for a protein of 589 amino acids. The record is from RefSeq and is a predicted model, not a curated record. The transcript is spliced from 2 exons.
AUGUCGGCUGACGACGACGUCGUCAUGGCCGACGCCGCCCCUGCCGCCUCGACCUCGCACGCCGAAGCCAACGGCAACGGCACAGCUGCCAACGGCCACAGCGCAGCGCCCGGCAAGCCGACGGGCUCGACACCAGAGCAAAAGGCCGAGGCGGCCGAGGCAAAGGAGCGCGGCAAUGUCCUCUUCAAGUCAGCCGCCUACGGCAAGGCCAUUGACGAGUACUCGCGCGCCAUCGACCUCGACCCCACCGAGCCGGCCUACCUCACCAAUCGCGCCGCCGCAUACAUGUCGCUCAAGAUGUACCGGCCCGCCCUAUCCGACUGCCGCCUCGCAAACGACCUGCAGUGCAAGCAGAGCCCCGACGGAACCGCGCAGCCAAAGACGCUCGUCCGGUUGGCACGCUGCCACCUCUACCUCGGCGACCCGCAGGCGGCCAUCUCGGUCCUCAACCCCAUUGUCGGUGCUGGUCAGGGGUCCAGCGCUUCGACCGACGAGGCUAGCUUGAAGACGGCGCGGCAGCUCGUGGCGCAGGCGCAAAAGGUCAGCGACCACCUGGCCUCUUUUGAGACGUACAAGGCGUCGCAGGACUGGACGCUCGCCUCCAUCGCCCUCGACCAGGCGCAAAGCGCGUGCUCGCUGGCCGACGGCGACGUGCCCAUGUCGUGGCGCAUCCUCCGCGCCACGGUGCAGCUGCACAAGGGCCAGCUGGACCAGUCCAACAGCACCAUCUCGGACGCCCUCCGCGCCGACUCGAGCAACCCCGAGGCGCUUCUAGUGCGCGCCCGCAUCUUUCUCGCAAAGGGCGACACAGCAAAGUCAAUCGCCCACUGCCAGGCGGCGCUGCGCUCCGACCCAGAGCUGCGCGACUCGCGCGAGCUGCUGCGCAAGGUGCGGCGGCUCGAGGCCAAGAAGGACGAGGGCAACGCCGCGUUCAAGGCGGGGCGCAACGACGAGGCGGUGCGGCUCUACACCGAGGCCCUCGACAUGACGCGCGACGACGAGGCCCGCGACGGCGAGGCGCGCGGCUUCCGCGCCACCCUCUACUCGAACCGCGGCACGGCCAACUCGAAGCUGGGCCACCACGACCAGACGAUCCAGGACUGCACCGCCGCCCUCGAACUCGACAGCGGCUACAUCAAGGCGCUCCGGACGCGCGCGCGCGCCUAUCUCGCCAGCGAAAGGUACGAAGAGGCGGUGCGCGACUUUACAAAGGCCGUCGAGGAGAGCUCGGUCAGCGGCGGCGCAGAGGCCGAGAGCCUCAAACGCGAGCUGCGCGGUGCCGAGAUCGACCUCAAGCGGAGCAAAAAGAAGGACUAUUACAAGAUCCUCUCGGUCUCCAAAACGGCGAGCGAGUCCGAGAUCAAAAAGGCCUACCGCAAGGAAUCGCUCAAGCACCACCCGGACAAAGGCGGCGACGAGGAAAAGUUCAAGCUGUGCUCCGAGGCGUACAACAUCCUCAGCGACCCGGCAAAGCGGCGGCGGUACGACGCGGGCGCCGACGACCCGGAGAGCGAGUUUGGCGGCGGCAUGGGCGGCGGCGGCUUUGGAGGCGGCGGCGGAGUCGAAGUCAACCUGGCGGACCUGUUUGCCGGGGCCGGCGGCAUGGGCGGGAUGGGCGGCUUCCCGGGCGGCGGCAUGGGCGGAGGAGGGUUCCAUGCGGGCGGAAUGGGCGGCUUCCCCGGUGCCGGCAUGGGUGGCUUCCCUGGCGGCGCGGGAGCAGGCGGGUCAAGACGGGGCGGUAGGCCGCCACCCGGCUUCUCGUUUGGCUGA